Messenger RNA from Lithohypha guttulata, 1860 nucleotides. RefSeq lists its product as uncharacterized. The record is from RefSeq and is a predicted model, not a curated record. Gene Ontology annotation, molecular function: aspartic-type endopeptidase activity. NCBI's taxonomy places the organism in Eukaryota, Fungi, Ascomycota, Eurotiomycetes, Chaetothyriales, Trichomeriaceae. The coding region runs from base 1 to 1860 and encodes 619 amino acids. The transcript has 2 exons. Gene Ontology annotation, biological process: proteolysis. Gene Ontology annotation, cellular component: fungal-type vacuole.
AUGCGCUUGAUCACUGGACGCGCACACCCGGAAUUAUGCCUCCUUGCGACACUGAUAUUGGCUGGUAAAGGUGCUGGCGCGGCUAAUGCAGGACCACUUUCUGUGCCAUUCGGGCCAGAUUACAUUGGUUACGAUGGUGCCUUCUCUCCCGUACAAAUAAGAGCAGGAACUCCGGAACAAUAUCUCUUGGUCUUUCCAAGUACGACCUCAGCAGAAACCUGGGUCACGGGCCAAACACUAUGCGACGGUCCAACUUGCGCCUCAUUGAGAGGUGGUAUCUUCUAUACAUCAAACUCGACCACAUGGCAACCGUUAGGACAAUAUGAGCUUGGAUAUUCGGCGCUGUUCGAGACGACUUCUCAGGGACAAUAUGGCUUCGACUCUUUGGCGUUGACGGACACAGUUUCUGCCUCCAACCAAAUCUUUGCAGUGGUAGAUGAUGAGCUACACUGGAACGGACAACUAGGUUUGAACGUGCAGGAAACUCGCUUCAACAACAAUACUAAUUACUUCUCCCUGAUAUCCACUCUGGUACAGAACAGUUCGGUCGUUCCUAGUCACAGCUAUGGCUACACAGCCGGUGCCUCGUAUCAGGGUAAAGGCGUACAAGGCUCUUUGACCCUGGGAGGCGUGGAUACGAGCAGAUUCACUCCAAGCGAUGUUUGGUUCACUCUGGCCCCUGGAUACAUACCCAGCCUUUUCAUCAGAUCUUUGUUUCUAAACGCAAGUUCAUCGUCAGCGAACUGGACAUCCAAUCCGCUCCAGGUCAUGUCACGGUCAGAUGCUGCUGCGUUUGUGAUAGAUACCAGCACACCCUACUUCUGGCUGCCCGAAUCUGUAUGCGACAGAAUUGCUGAGGCACUUAACCUCACGUGGAAUCCAUCUCUUGAGCUUUACACCUAUGAUAUUACUACCACGCCACAGGAUCUUGCUGCAAGGGAUUUGGAACUGAUCUUUAAUGUCGCUGAGUCUCCAGAGUUGACCACUACAAGCAUUGAUUUGAGGUUGUCCUACAGCGCCUUAAACCUCCAGCUAUCUUACCCUUACCCAGGACUCUUUACUACCUACAACGAAACGAGGGUCGACUACUUUCCAUUACGGAGAGCGAACAGCACGCAACAAUACACCAUCGGACGAGCCUUUCUGCAAGAGAAUUACCUGACUGUCGAUUAUGAGAGGAACGUGUUCUCUCUUUCGCGCGCCUUGUUUCCUGACAGCUCGCAGCAACCACAGCUCGCUACGAUAACUAGGCCAAAGGGUAGUACUUGGCCCGGACCUCCUGGUUCAUCGGGCCUUUCGGGCGGCGCAAAGGCUGGGGUCUCAAUAGCUGGACUGUUUACAGCUAUCGUUUCAGUCGCUCUGAUAUGGUGGUAUUGCUUCAGGCGGAGGGAUCAGAAACGAGGCUCGGUUGAUGAAAAAUCUCAACGAGCCAGACUUUUGUCAAUGUUUUCAAGAAAGUCAACUCAAAAGUCGUCCAUGUCAGGGACAAAUUCAGCAGCUGAGCUUACAGCCGACAAGUAUCAUCCGACAGAAAUGGUGUCGGACGUCACGAACUCCAGAUUCGAGUUGUCCUCAACCACCCCGGCGGAAAUGCCAGCAGCUGAUGUCGCGCCGAAUUUCUUCCAGGAAAGGACUAAUGCGCGAAUAUCGCAACGAAACGACCCGCGAUCACCUAUCGAACUCACAGAGCCACAAUCUAUGAGCUCGUUGAGCAAGACAGGUAUUGAGGAUGACAUGAAAGAAUUAUCAGCUCCGUCGGCUCCUGCAUAUAGUCCAACAGAAAUCAAUGAAAGACACAGCGCCAGUGAUCCAACACAAACAGCGAUAGAGAUCGUCUUAGCAAUGCGCACCAUUCGAUGA